ACAUGGAAGAGACAGGAAGAGACAUGGAAGUGACAUGGAAGAGACAGGAAGAGACAUGGAAGAGACAUGGAAGAGCUCCUUGACUGAGACAUCAUCUUCUUCACCGAGGUUUAGUCUGAAGAGAAGUGUCUUCAGUCUGGAGGAAGAUGUGUGGACUUCCUGUCCUGAUGUCGAUGUGGAGCUCGUUCCACCAAUUAGGAGACAGGACAGGAAACAGUCGUGAUGUUGUUGAGUGACAGCUGUCCCUCGCAGCUGAUUGGCAGAUGCAGCGCGGAGUGGGCGGGCUGUAAGGUUUGACCAAGAGGAACUCAUGGUGUGUCACGUGGUGGUUUGUCACUGACAGUUUGAACACGUGAUGUUCAGUCUGUCACAUGAUUCGACUCAGGGGACUUCCUACCAGACGCUUUCAAAAUAAAAGGACAGUGAAAUAUCAAGCAUACUGGCAGCAGUGGAUAUUUUUACAACGCGCUCAAUCCGUUUCUAAAGUCUGACUUUAUUAGAUUAAAUUUAAGAUUCUGAUUAUUCAUAUUCGUAUUUAUUUGUCUCAAUGUAUCAAUUCAUACAAAAUAUUGAUAAACAAUCUUUCCUUGAUUUCUUGAGAAGGAUGAAACCGGAAGCCUGUGGUCACAUCCGGUCGUGCUGCUCCGGCUAACAGAAGCUAACCGAAGCUAACCGAAGCUAACCGGACCAAAGCGCUGCGCCCCGGCUGCAGGUGUGAAGAGGCGGCGGCAGGUGUGAGACAAGAUGGGGGAACAUUACCUGGAGCUGUGCGAACAUCCGGUGCAGUUUGAAAACGCGUCCAGCGUCAACAACGUCUUCUUCGACGAGGCUAACAAACAGGUGUUCGCGGUGCGUUCAGGUGGAGCCACUGGUGUGGUCGUCAAAGGUCCAGAUGACAAGAGCAGCGUCGCCUUCAGGAUGGACGAUAAAGGAGAAGUGAAGUGCAUCAAGUUUUCUAUUGGAAAUAAAAUCUUGGCCGUACAGAGAACGUCAAAGUCUGUGGAUUUCAUCAACUUCAUACCCGACUAUCCGCACACAGAGUUCACCCAGGAAUGUAAGACCAAGAACGCCAGCGUGUUGGGUUUCUGUUGGACCAACUGGAACGAGAUUGUCUACAUCACCGACCAAGGAAUCGAGUUUUACCAGGUGUUUCCAGACAAGCGCAGCCUGAAGCUGCUGAAGAGUCAGAGCAUCAAUGUGAACUGGUAUCAGUACUGUCCAGAGACGGCUGUCAUCCUGCUGUCCACCACCGUGCAGGGAAACAUCCUGCAGCCCUUCGCCUUCCGGAACGGGACCAUGUGCAAAAUGUCCAAGUUUGAGAUCGAGCUGCCGGUCGUCCCCAAACCUGCCAAACUCAGCCUGUCGGAGAGAGACAUUGCCAUGGCAACCAUUUAUGGUCAGCUGCAUGUGAUGUAUCUGAAGCAUCACUCGAGAACAGCCAACAGUCCGUGUGCAGAGGUGGUGCUGUAUCACUUACCAAGGGAGGGGGCGUGUAAAAAGAGUCACGUGUUGAAGCUGAACACGACGGGGAAGUUUGCUCUGAACAUCGUGGACAACCUGGUGGUCGUUCAUCAUCAGAGCUCUCAGACGUCUCUGAUCUUCGACAUCAAGCUGAAGGAGCCUGAAUGUGCCGUCAACACCCACCAGCCCGUCCUACCUGCUCGCUCCAUCCACCCCUACAGGAUCCCACUGUCAGGUCCUGCGGUCGUUCCCUCUCAGCCUCCAGUUCCCUGUCAGCUCUACUCCUCCUCCUGGAGCGUCUUCCAGCCUGACAUCAUCAUCAGUGCCAGUGAAGGUUACCUGUGGUACCUGCAGGUGAAGCUGCCUCCGACUGUCAACCUGCUGCAGGACAAAGGCAAGCUGAUGGACUUCCUGUUACGACGCAGAGACUGCAAGAUGGUCAUCCUGUCCGUCUGCUCGCAGAUCCUGGACGCCGCAGAGAAGGGAAGUCUUCCUGUGGUGGCGACUGUGUUCGACAAACUCAACCAGGUGUACAAAGACUAUCUGGAGGCGGAGCAGAGCUACACCGUGGCGAUGGAGUCCGGCCCGAGUCGAGGCAGCGCCGCUCCGAAACGUCCCGUCAGAACUCAGGCUGUCAUCGACCAAUCAGACAUGUACACACACGUCCUGUCAUCGUUCACCGAGAGGAAGGGCGUGUCUCAUAAGUUCAUCAUCGCGGUGCUGAUGGAGUACAUUCGCUCUCUGAACCAGUUCCAGAUCACAGUUCAGCAUUACUUGUACGAGCUGGUGAUUAAAACUCUGGUGCAGCACAACCUCUUCUACAUGUUGCAUCAGUUCCUCCAGUAUCACGUCCUCAGUGACUCCAAACCACUGGCCUGUUUGCUUCUGUCUCUGGAGAGUACAUAUCCUCCUGCUCACCAGCUCUCACUCGACAUGUUGAAGCGUCUGUCCACGGCCAACGACGAGAUCGUGGAGGUUCUGUUGUCCAAGCAGCAGGUUCUGGGAGCGCUCCGGUUCAUCCGCAGCGUCGGUGGACACGACAACGUGUCGGCCAGGAAGUUUCUGGACGCAGCGCGACAAACCGGAGACCAGAUGUUGUUCUACACCGUGUUCAGAUCGUUCCAGCAGAGAAACCAACGUCUGAGAGGAAGUCCUGGAUUUAACCCUGGAGAACACUGUGAGGAGCACGUCGUCCACUUCAAGCAGCUGUUCGGGGACCAGGCGCUGAUGAAAGCCUCCACCGUGUAAACCACCGGGACCAAGACAAAUAUCCACCAAGAAUUAAAGUGUGAACCAGGUUUGACAUCACGUGUCACUCAGUGUCAACAUGGAACUGACGAGUCAUUGAAGUGGAUCAGAAACCGAUUCAGUUCCAUUAACCUGAGACGUGUCACAUGAUCGUGUGUUGAUUCCCUGUGGCAGCUCUGAUGUCACGUGUUAUCACCUGAUGUGGGCGGGACCUGUAAAGUAUGAUUUCUGUACAUAGGAAAUGAAUGAGUUCCACAAAUUGUAUUUAUUUUGUAUGAUAAAGAGGAAAUGAUGUCACUAACCGUCAAACUGUUUAAUUAACAAUCUGCAUUAAAAUCUUUCUAUUGUUCAUGACAAAUAUUGACUGUGUAUAAAUUAUACUCGUGUGCAGCGAAUAAAAUAUCUAAGUGUU
Molecule: messenger RNA, 3121 nt
Organism: Hippoglossus stenolepis (Pacific halibut)
Lineage: Eukaryota; Metazoa; Chordata; Actinopteri; Pleuronectiformes; Pleuronectidae
Gene: rmc1
Product: regulator of MON1-CCZ1
Exons: 21
Coding region: 745-2709 (654 amino acids)
Biological process (GO): regulation of autophagy
Cellular component (GO): lysosomal membrane; Mon1-Ccz1 complex; late endosome membrane
Source: RefSeq, a predicted model, not a curated record